AUGGCAGAGAAAUAUGGCACGCCCGGCAAGACCGACAACGAGGGGUUUGACCCUUACGCGGACACUGUGGGCCCAGGCAUCUAUGGUGGCAUCGUCAAGCGCGAUGCAGCUGGCAGCGUCGUCAUUGGCAGGCAGUACCAGAAUCAUAACCCGCGGCCUGGUCCGGUCUACGCCGGGGGAGGCUACACGCCGAUAAAUGAGGCACUGAGGAAGGGGCCUGCAGCUCUGAAACCGUUGCUGGACAAGUAUCCGGAUUUGGCAAAUGAUGUUUCCACCGGGGGUGCCACUCCCUUGCACAUGUGCGGCAUGGGUCGGGAUAAUCAGCACGCCACGGAGUACCUGAUCAGGCGUGGUGCCAAGGUAGAAGCCUUGGACACCUACGGGAUGACGCCGCUGCACCGCAUGGCAUCCAACAACCUCCCAGUAGGAGCAAGGGCUCUGCUGGAGGCUGGUGCCGAUCCCCACGGCAAGGGCCAGGCGCGCGCCAGCCCAAUGGAGGUCGCACAGGAUGCGCGUGCCAAGGAGGUGAUGUCGGUUCUGGCAGAAUACCUUCGUAAGCCGCGCCCCGCCCCUGCUCAACUUCGUGUAUCCAACUCUGGCUCGCAGAGUGUCAACGUAGUCUACACUCAGAGGCAUCCCGAGGUGAUUCCUGUUGGCUUCAGCCUAACCUGCGCAGAGCAACGCUGGGAUGCUGAAAAGAUGUGGCUGCAGCUCAGUGACCAGCAGACUCCCUGGUACGAGGCUGAAAACGGUGCAUAUAUCUAUUGGAAUCGCGGUGAUGGCCAAUGGUGGAUUGAUGCACCAGACGGCAAAGGAGUGUACAUAGCAAAAGCCUCUGCUGCAACAGUUCCCGGGGAUGGUUGGAGAGCUUUGCCGGGGGUGGCGGAACCUCUACCCUUUGUGGAGCUGCUUCCAACAGCGUCAAGUGAACUCUAG
Molecule: messenger RNA, 936 nt
Organism: Symbiodinium natans
Lineage: Eukaryota; Dinophyceae; Suessiales; Symbiodiniaceae
Source: the annotation of a GenBank genome assembly